Molecule: messenger RNA, 1193 nt
Organism: Tetranychus urticae (two-spotted spider mite)
Lineage: Eukaryota; Metazoa; Arthropoda; Arachnida; Trombidiformes; Tetranychidae
Product: intraflagellar transport protein 27 homolog
Molecular function (GO): GTPase activity; GTP binding
Source: RefSeq, a predicted model, not a curated record
CCAAAACAGAAAUGAGCAAGAAAUUACUGAAUGAAAUGAAAUAGUAAAUUCUAAGUAUAGUAAAACAUGAUUAACAAUUGACGAGUCAGAUGAUUUGUUGUAGAGAAUCUUCAUGAAUGUUUACUAGAUUCUCGAUCCAUGAUCAAUAGAGGUCGGUUUCAUUGCUGGUUUCCAGGUAACAUAGUUUGAAUUGAUUCUCAUUCUAGGAAAAAGGUAAAAGUAGAGGUAAAUUACAUGAUAAUGAUGGUAACCAAUAGAUCCUGGAGCAUAACAAUCGAAACAAACAUUGAACUUGUGAUAUAAAAUUCGUUCUCAUUGUAAUCAAUUUACAUAAUUCAAAUGUGUGAUAUAAUUUAAUUUCAAACUAGUUUCUUUUAAUAACUUCUCAAUUUUACCCAAUUUUCACCAAACUCAUCUUAUCGACAUUUACUUGGGAAAUAUUUUAUAUUUUAAGUGACCAGUGCUUCAACCAUGACCAAUGUUUCUCGAUGUAAAGCAAUUGUUGUUGGUGAUAAAGCCGUUGGUAAAACAGCGAUUCUCAAUUGUCUUCUUGGUUAUCCAGUUCCUUUCAGCAAACGAUACAACAUGACCAAAGGAGUCAACAUUGUUUCAAAGUCGAUUAAAUUGGUUGAAUCGCGAGAAGAAUUGUGUACAAUUGAUAUUUACUUUUACGACUUUUCUGGUCGCUCCAUUUAUUCCGACCUGGUUCGAUCUUUGUGGGCCAACAAUGUUUCACUAGUUAUCGGUGUGUUUGAUGUAACUCGAGAAGAAUCCUUUUACCAUUUACAAUCAAUCCUCUCUGAUUAUUUGAGAAAAUUUGAUAAACAUUUAGACAAUCCGUCAACAUCAACUCACAACAACAACAUUACCAAUACAUUGGGCAUUGUUGGUGUCAUUUUGGGCAAUAAAACUGAUUUAACUGAGCAAAGAGCAGUCGAUGAGGAAGAAGCUCGCCAAUGGGCCAAACAUUUACGAAUGAGAUAUUUUGAUGUUAGCGCCAAGGAUAAUAUUGCAAUUGAAGAAUCGUUUAAUCAUUUGGUUAGAACCUGGUUUGAUUCUAAUCGUUCAAAUUGAAGGUUAUCAACUUCACCCAACUAUAACCAUUGUCCAUUAUCAUUACCAACUCAUUGUAUUGACCUUUAGUUAUUUAUGUCUAUGAAUAAUAACUGUGUUCAUCUAUUUAUUUAUCAACA